Gigantopelta aegis is the source of this 1349-nucleotide messenger RNA. RefSeq lists its product as uncharacterized. Lineage: Eukaryota; Metazoa; Mollusca; Gastropoda; Neomphalida; Peltospiridae. The record is from RefSeq and is a predicted model, not a curated record. Bases 1 to 1101 code for a protein of 366 amino acids. The transcript has 6 exons.
AUGGGGAUGGAUUGGUCAUAUGCUCCGGAAACCAGCAUCGAAUAUCACCAGGCAGGCUCUGACAUGGAACCCACAAGGCAGAAGAAAAAGAGGCCGCCCAAAGAGCACAUGGCGAAGGGACCUCCAGGGAGAAAUGUUGCCGAAUUCGCCGAAACUAUUCAGAGUUCAACAUUGCAAAGAAUAUACACAGCGGACCGAGCCGUGGAUGGGAACACUGGGAAGAAGUUUUUCCAGGACACGUGUGCACACACCAGCUGCAAUGACCAUGACCCUCACUGGACUGUAUGUCUGCAACAGCAGCACACCAUCAACUCCAUUACCAUCCACAACCCAGAUAAAGCACGAGGUCGCCUGAAGAACAUAAAGAUAGAAGUGUUCCAAACGAAUCCUAGAAAAACUGGUGCGAUUGCACAACUCUGUGCAGCUAUAGGUCCCACACCCGCUCUUGAUGGAACUUCGGUGACUCUGCUCUGUCCAAACGGUACAAGAGGUCAAUACAUCAGAAUCAGCAAGACUGUCAUGCAACAAGGCAAUUGGUGGCAACGAGGCAGGCGGUGGAAGAAUAACAAAUGCGAUGCACUACUUCUUUGUGAAGUCGAGGUGGUUGGGACACCAUAUGUUGACUGCCCUAAGGGUUUUGAACGCUUUCAGGAUUCUUGCUAUCACUUCUCUGAUGAUGAUGACGUCGAGUCCUGGUUUCAAGCGCGGAUUUCCUGUCAGACCAUUGGAGCCGAUCUGGCCGUUAUUGAAAGUAAAGAUGAAAAUGAUUUCAUUGCGGCAAAAAUAUUGGCCCUGGCUGGUAAUAAUAAUAACUGGUCCUUUUUUGCGGGACUACACAAGCUGAACGAUCAAAUGACGUGGAUGUGGAUUGAUCCUAACGCAGUGAUGGGUGUCCCGUCAGGACAACCUAAUGCACUAAACCCAUUCUCCGACUGGCGUGAUGGCCAGGGUGAUGACACAGAUGAUCAACACUGCCUGACAUAUUUCAAAGACAACCUUAAAUUUACAUGGGAUCAUGACGAAUGCUGUCAUAGCCACCGAUAUAUUUGUGAGAUCAGCCCGACCUUUCCACAGCCUCGUUGCCGCGGGUGUUUCCGGUAGAUCUAAUUAAUAAAAGAACCUGGGUCCGUACUUAUAAAACUUUCAGAGCCCAGACACAAUCUCCGUUGAUACAAUUUGUAUGGCGUUGUCAUGACAUUAGUGUUUCAGACUCUAUUAGAGUCUCGAGUCUAGACUCUAAAAGUUUUAUAAACUCCAGGCCUGUUCGUCUACACGAUGUCGUCUUUUUCCUGUCCUGGACGAAAGAGUCAUUCACAAAAUAUGGACCUUAUUUGAUAAAUAAACUACAA